UGGCAACUAUUUCUUAUAUCAUUUUACUAACAAUUCUGCAUGGGUAUGGGUUGGUUAAUAAAGCUUUCAGUAUUUCUCUAUUCAGUAGCCUAUGUUUUUUCGUUGGAAAGUCAGAGCCAUUUGAGGAUUUCUAACAAUGGAUAUGAGCUCUUGGUGGUGGGGGUACAUGACAGCGUGCCUGACAAUCCAGCCACCUUACAAAAACUUAAGACUAUUUUUACAAAGGCAUCAAAAGUGCUGUAUACUGCGACAAGAAAGCGAGCAUAUUUCAAGAAGGUCUUCUUUCUUCUACCCAGUACAUGGGCUAGUCGCCCAGAAUACAAGCCAUCUACCUCGGUGAAAUUAACGGGGGCGGAUAUAAUAUUCUCGGCGCCCAAAGGGGCCACAAGAAGGAGUUUUUCUCACACAAGAUCUUAUGCUGGAUGUGGACAUCAGGCGUUCCAUACACAACUAACAACGGAUGUUCUGAAUAGCAAUCACCCACUUGCACAGUCUUCCCCUGAAAAAUAUAUCGUCCAUGAGUUUGCCACGCUUCGAUAUGGUGUGUUUGAAGAAUAUCCAAACCCAGGAGAAAACGAGUUUUACUUUUCGACAACGUUUGGGAGACUCGAUCCAGUUCGAUGCACUAUAGGACUUCGUGGAAUUAUUCGAAGUUCGAAGGGAUACUGUCUUUUUUCUUCCAUCGAUCCGGAAACGGGGGAAUUUCCUCCAGGUGCCACACGACAUCGUGCAUUUUUCCGCAAAGUGUUCAUAUUAAUUCCUAGCACUUGGUCCAGUAGUUUGGCGGACCGAGAUUCUACUAGUGUCAACCUUCGAGAAGCUGACAUUAUUUUGACAAAUCCCUCCGCCGUGACUAAAAGAAGUUACCGCCGUACCAGAAGCUACGCAGGGUGUGGACACUCAGGAAUUCAUAUUCAGCUCAGGACGGAUGUUUUAUUGAAUAAUAAUCACCCACUUGUGCAACGCAAACCAGAAAAAUUCCUGGUCCAUGAAUUCGCCAAGUAUAGAUAUGGGGUAUUCGAAGAGUAUCCCAACCCGGGGGAGAACCAGUUUUACUUCUCCACCACCUUUGGGAGGGCGGAUCCAGUACGAUGUACCAUUGGGUUGAUCGGAAGAAUCGUAAAGAAGACCUCCAGUGGAAUGCAGAUUUGUACUUAUGACACUGUAGAUCCCGAAACAGGGGAAUUCCCGGAGGGCUGUAUCUAUUAUCCGUACCCCUCUCACAACAAAGGAACUGCGUCCUUUAUGGACUACUCGUAUAUCCAAGAGAUACAAGAUUUUUGCGAUGACGACCACACACCAGGACAUUUCAGCCACAACGUGGAGCCACCUAAUCGCCAGAACAGACUUUGCAGCCACCGAAGCACGUGGAACGUCAUCAGUAACACAGCCGACUUUAAGAGCGCCAAUUCUCCGACUUCUCUAUCAGACUCCCAGCUGACGCCACAGUUCAUCAUCUUUAGGGCGCCAAAUCGACGGCGGAGACGGUUAGCGGUGGUACUGGAUUCUCCACAGGAGAUUCACAAAAGACUGAGACUUCACCAAGCAGUGGACCAUUUUCUCAGUGAGGGAUUCAACUCGGAUACGAGAGUAGCCAUUAUACAUAACGAUGCCAACAGUAUGAAACUAAGAAAACUAAGGAACAGGAGAUCCUCUGUCAUCAAGUCUGUUCUACAAAACAUUGACCAGUUCUCUCCUUCAAUUUCAAAGACACAGAUUCGGAUACAAAGAGGCGUGGAGUUACUUCGGAAAAGUAAUUUAACCACUCCCGGGGUGGAACAUCAUCUGAUCUGGAUCACUUGUGACAACCAAUCAUAUGUGGAAGAAAAGGACUUUCAGAAUCUGGCAGAUCUCUAUAUCACUCCUCAUAUCAUUCACUGUGGUGGUGAUGGAAUAAAACAUUUGGAAGAAGUAACAACACAACAAGGUGGUAUUGUUGAAUCAAAAGGUCAUCAAUCAAUAUUCCAUGCAAUACAGCGUCUUUCGGACAAAUUACAUGAUGAAAAAGACCAGAUAGUACAGAUUUCGAAUGAGAAUCUAGAAAUUGACAGAGAAAAUACUCACUAUGGAAACUUUAUACUGGACGAAACCCUUCAAGGAGAAUUAGUGAUACGGAUACAUUACAAUUUCUCAGCGCCUUCUCUCCGUGUUCUAGCCCCUAACGGCUCAGAAUAUGAAUUACAAACAAUCAACAUGAAACUGAAAUACAUUCGGUUGGCUAUUCCUAUAGCUGACAAUGAGCAUGGGAAAUGGUCCUUUGCAAUUGAUAACAACUCGCCAUAUAAAGAGUCUGUGCAUAUGAUGGUCAUCUUUAGACCCCGGGUGCGGGAGGACGAGACUCCUAUUCGAACAAACGCUUGGAUAAAAGUGUUUCACGAGUAUUUGCCACCGCGUAUUGGCGUGUACGCUGAGGUCAUGUAUGGAGGUCAUCCUGUAGUGAAUUCGAAUGUCACGGCGCAUGUGUUCCAAAACAACAGAAAAGUGACUGUUAUUUCUUUGAGAGAUACUGGUGGUGGGGUUGAUAUAACGAAAGAGGAUGGAAUUUAUUCCAACUUUUUCACGGAAAUAGACUCUCAAGGAAACCAUUAUGUGGAGGUCAUAAUAGAGGAUGAUAGCAAAAAAUCAGAGAUUCACAAAACAUACGAAAUUCAAAUCCCGAGAGAAGAAGGAAUCUCCCCAGAUGACCCUGAUGUGUUUCAUGCACCAAGACUAGAACAUCAAACUGAAAAAGUAAAACUCAAGCAUGGUCUGAAAAGAUCAACAUCCUCGGGACAGUUUGAAAUUGAUCACCGAUGGAAUAUCAAGCCUCACGCUGACCAGUACCCACCUACCAGAAUCAUUGACCUAACAGUUGAUAAAGUGGACAGGAAAAAAAGAUUAGUAUACUUGUCUUGGACGGCAACGGGCGAUGAUUUGGAUACUGGACGAGCAUCUUUCUAUGAAAUUCGGUACCACAACAAUGCCACAGCACUUCUGCACUCACCCAAAGAUGCAGGGUUAGUGAAGGAGGAGGAUGUUUUAAUGGGGAAUUUAGACAGACCAAAAGAGGCUGGUCAAAUAGAACAUGUAGCUGUGAAGUUUCCGCGGGCGAUGAAGUGGGUGGCUGUUAUGUUAAGAUCGGUUGAUAAAAGCCAAAAUGUAGGAGACUUCUCUAACAUGAUAACAACAUUCUUCGAGUUGUGAAUUGUGAAUUAAUGACUGUUUGAAACGUCAACAAGAAGGAUACAGGACAGCUUUUCUAAUCUUGUAUACAGUUAAUAGUGCUGGUAUAAAAUGAAUUGUUGAACUGAAGGAAAAUGCGUAAGAGGAGAAGACAUUUUUUUAAAGUGAAAGAGUUUACACCACUACAAGGAUCUAUAUUACACUGUGAUACCAGUCUUGUUUUCAUCCGUUUUUUCAUAUCAUUUUUUCAUGAAUGUGAGCGAUUUAACAUUCUUAAAAAUAAAUAAAGAUUUUUAAUAAACUCA
Messenger RNA from Saccostrea cuccullata (small rock oyster), 3467 nucleotides. Its product is annotated as calcium-activated chloride channel regulator 1-like. NCBI's taxonomy places the organism in Eukaryota, Metazoa, Mollusca, Bivalvia, Ostreida, Ostreidae. The transcript is spliced from 14 exons. Bases 40 to 3183 code for a protein of 1047 amino acids. The record is from RefSeq and is a predicted model, not a curated record.